CUGAGGUCUAUUACAAUCCGAUUUUCCAAUUUGGCCUCUCUCUCUCUCUCUCUAUCCUAUCCAGUUACUGAGUUAGUUAUCAUCGCAAAAAACUGAUUGCAAGAAAGAGAAAAUCCAAAAUCCAAACUCAUAGAACUAGUAAUGUCUCUGAACGCUCUACUUCCACCUCCUCUAUCGAGUUCCUCUUCAAGCUUACGCUCCUCCUCCUCCUUCAACCAUUCUCUCUUUUCCAUUCCAAAACAAAUCCCCAAAAGAACUCACCACCACCACCACCACCAUGUGUUGGUGGUUGAAGCAAAGGGUAAAAAAGGAAUGAUGUCCGGCCAAUUCCAGCGCCCUCCCCCUCCUCCUCCUUUACCCAAAAUCGAAGACGACGGUAACCCCAAAUUCGUCGUCUUCAUUCGCAUGGCUAAUAUUUACCUUUGGUAUCCUCUUAGUAUCGUUUCCGGUGGCACCACCGCCAAAAUCAUGGUUGCCGCUAAAGAUAACUUUCUCGGCAAAUAUAUCUACAAGGAUACUCUCGCUAGAAAUCUCGCUUCUGUUAUCUACAGAGAUGAGAAGGAGAUACAGAAAACUGCAAUCAAACAACAUCGAGUGCUGAAGUCAGCUACUGAAUUCAGAUAUGGCUAUAAACUUAUUGUGAAGGGUAAUGUAAGAUCUGCACUUACUACCAAUAAUGUUAUUGAGCUUCCUACACGAGAUAAACUAAAAACGGUAGUUGAUCAAGUGAAAGACUUUUUCGAAGAUGUAAAAGACACCUUUUCGAUGAUAACAUCGUUCGACGACGAUACUACAACCAAGGCGCCAGAGAAAGAUACAAAAGCAAAAACAAAAUCUAAGGCUAAAAGACGAUGAUACUAUAGAAGGAAACGAUUUGCUUGAAUUGUUAUGUGCUACUCGGGGCAGCAUGAGCUUUAGGAAGCAAGUUUCAUGCUGUUUGUAGAUUGGUCAAUGGUUGCUUUCUUUGCACAACAAAUGCUACUUGUGUUUUGUUCUUUAUACCUGCACCCGACUAAAUUAUGCUCUAGAGUCGAUAUCACUUUUAUGGUGGUGUUCACUCAUUUAUGUUUUGAUUCAUAAUGCAUUGGGAUAGAUAGCUUGUUCAAAUUUCUUGAUCUGCUGUUCAAAUUAACAGUUGUAAUAUUCAUGCAUUUUAUUUCCCAGGAAUUCAUUUUGUUGAUCAGGAA
Lathyrus oleraceus (garden pea) is the source of this 1187-nucleotide messenger RNA. RefSeq names its product protein HHL1, chloroplastic. The record is from RefSeq and is a predicted model, not a curated record. The transcript has 5 exons. Lineage: Eukaryota; Viridiplantae; Streptophyta; Magnoliopsida; Fabales; Fabaceae. Bases 142 to 855 code for a protein of 237 amino acids.